This is a messenger RNA of Tigriopus californicus, 6333 nucleotides long. RefSeq names its product AF4/FMR2 family member lilli-like (gene lilli). Lineage: Eukaryota; Metazoa; Arthropoda; Copepoda; Harpacticoida; Harpacticidae. Gene Ontology annotation, biological process: regulation of gene expression. The record is from RefSeq and is a predicted model, not a curated record. The coding region runs from base 770 to 5203 and encodes 1477 amino acids. The transcript is spliced from 10 exons. Gene Ontology annotation, cellular component: nucleus; super elongation complex.
AGAGAGAGAGAAGCAGAACAAGAAGGCAUUGAGCCAGACGAGGAAAGUGGACAUUCGAUCAAAGCAGUGUUUUCCCUCUUUCGCCACACCGACCUCAUUGAAUUCAACUCGGAAAAGGGGGCGUCCCACGCCCAAGUGAUUCCACGCCCAGCUUCCCAUUCCAGGCCUUCAAGAGGGCCUGAUGUGACGCAGUGAACAUCAUCAUCUUUAUAUACAGUGAAUCCAUCCAUCCAUCCAUCCAGCCCUCUGGCUGGCUUAAAGCCCUCCCCCUUCGUUCGUUCGUUCGUUCGUUCUUGAGUCUCCUGUUCGUGCGUGGAGCACUAGCCACCAUCAUCACAGCCUGUUUGGAGCAAUAGCAUAGCGGCAGCUAACUCUUAGCAAACUGUUGAAAGUGGUGGACUGACUGACUGACUCGCUUGGCCAUCCUCAAGGUCCUUGGAUCGAAGCCCGUCCCUACCAGUCACUCACCAGUCUGAUCGCCCAUCCUGCGGGCUCCGGGAAUUUCCGAAUCCAGCAGUGCGGGUGCGACUCAUCGGCGCUCCACACGUGGGAUCCAUUCCGGACAUGGAGGAAGAUCCAGCCCGGGCCUGGUAGAGCCAAAGUGACUCUCAAGGUCGGUGGGAUCGGGCACCUCGUUUAGUUCUCUCUGUGUGAUCGGGAACGGUUUCAGGAUCAAGUGGAAGUGCAACACCCACCUGGCCAGCCCUUCAUUUCAGUCUGACCCGAAGAUUCGCACAGUCUUUCAAACAUCUCGUAUACACAUCCCAAAAUGUUCAACAAUGGUUCAUUUACCCAUCCCCAACAAUGGGCCAUGCCCAAUGGGUCUCAGGCUCAACCAAGUAUGCCUCAGGCUCUCAACCAACAUGGCGUCUCCAUGGGCCAUGGCAAUCUCUAUUCGGCCAUGGGUGGUGGUGGCGUCAUGAAUGGAGUCGGGACCUUCAUGGCCCAUGGGUCCAAUGGCAAUCGGAGCCAACUUCAUAACAGUGGAGGAGGUGCCCGAGUCAUGCCCAACCGUGGGCCCAGUGGCAUGAGUUCAAUGCCGGCCCCUGCCCUGCCUCCUGGGGGCGGGUCUACGGCCUUUCAGGACAAUAUGAUGAUCCCUCACACUCAAGCUCGUCGCCAAGAGAUCUUGAAUGAGCGCACCAAAGCUGCUCAUCAACGGCGACAAGAACAGGAGGAACGUCAAAAGAAAGAGCAGGCAUUGACCGCCUCCGACUCUCUGGACCUCUUUGCCAAGCCCGAGCGGGUGAAACAUGAGGACAUAACAGCUCAACAAGCGUCCCAGGUCCUCGGGAGCUUCUCCAAUGCCAAGCGAAUCAUCAAUAGCCAGACCUCUUGCAUUGGGAUUGAUUACCAGCCGCCCACGCCGGCUCCGGCUCAACAACAUAUAAUCGGCGAAGAGGAUGACGAUGACAAUACAAGUGAUAUCCGGGAGGCGAACGGGCCAUCUCGAAGCAUGCCUGCUCCCUCGUCCGUCGGGCCUAAGGUGGCUCGCCGGCCCCCAGCCACCAUUCCUCCACCUCCCACCGGGGGCCACCGCCUUCCCCCCGAGCAAAUGAACAUGACCCAUAGGCCUAGCAUGGCUCACAAGCCGUAUUCCAGGCAGCAACACCCUUUUGGUGCCAAUGGUCAUAAUCAUCAGCAACAUCUACAACAGCAGCAACAGCAACAACAGUUACAGCAACACCACCAACAACAACAGCUUUUACAACAGCAGCAGCAAAAUUUGGCCAAAAGGGCCCAGAUGCCAUCGCAUCAGUCGUCUCCUUCUUUGCCUUCUGGAAUGCCAAUGGGACAGAAUCCCGCCCGCCCCGGUUUGAAUGGAAGCUCAACAAGUAGUAAUUUGAAUGGAAGCAUGCCUGCUCCGGCAUCAACUUCGUCCGGAUCCUUCUUUGGGAAUCGGACCAAGGAAAUACCGCCACAGUUGUCAAACCUUCAAUUGCAAGAGGACAGAGACAAAGAGAAGAGUGUCACGGAGAUUUUUCAGGAGGUGCAAACCGGUGUAAUGCCCACGCCCAUCCAAGCCCUCUUCACGCCCGUUGUGACAAAACAUGAGGGCAAUAAUGCCCGGUGUGAGCCACGGUAUUUUGGAGUGGUGUCGGCCCCACACUUUGGCAACGAUGAUAUGGGUGAUGACCUGGAUGAUUUGGUCUCGCCUCUUUCACCCAUCAAGUCCUCGAAACUUCCUUUCUCCUCCAAUGUCAAGCCGAUGAACUCCCAAGAUUCCAAUACAUCCAUGAACAAGGCAAAAAACGCGCCAAGUAUCCCGUCGUCCUCAUCGAACAGGAAUCUCAAUCUCUCGGAAGAUUCCGAUAGCGAUGCCGAAAUGCCCUCAGAGCCUCGUCGCAAACCGGUUGUUCCCAGCAUUGCUCCUGCGGCAGCUAGUCCUUCGGUGAUGCAGCCCACUCCAGCCAUGAAAUCUGCGGCGGUAGCUGCGGCUGUGACCAAAACCCCCAUCCAAGCAGCUGAAACGGCUCCAGCGGUGUCUUCAGGCCAAGAUCCUCAAGUGAACAAAGAGGAUGGAGGUCAGAAGAAGACGAGUCAUGGGAAUGAUUCCUCUUCGGAUUCGUCUGAUAGCGAUUCCAGCUCUGAUGAGGAUGUGGAAGACUCCAAGGAGUCUUCGUCUGAUCAUGAAGAAGUGAACCCCAUGGAUAACGAUGCCACCUUUGGGUUGGCCAACAUUCUGGCCAAGGUGAAAUCGACCCAUUCUCCGGGACCCAAUCCCCAUCCCAGUCCCAAGGUCACUCAGACCACACCCUCGGCCAAACCCCUGAUAGAAGACGAAAUGGAUAUCGAUGGGCUUCUCAGUCAAACAAUCCAGCCUCUACCAGAUAUCAACCUCGGGGUUGUUGGAUCAGAUCUCUUGGGUGAUCUUCACCCUCCAUUGAGCCCUCUGCCGGAUGACGAUGAUGACGAUGAGGAUGAUGAAGACGAGGACCCCCUAGAUCGGCCCUUGUUGUCGCCUCUGAAGAAAGACCCCCUACCACCUCCCCCACCCAAAGGAUCAAGCUCGUCACGGCGAAGAUCGUCCAGUAUUCGGAACUCUUCAUCGUAUCGAGAAUUGAGCGACGAUGACGAAGACGUGGACCAACCCCAGCGUCCUCCACCUCAGCGGAAGCAUCGCAAAUCCAAGAGCUCCAGUAUCAGGCAACCCAUGCUCUCGCCCGCCGUGCCCGUGCUCCAAGUCCCCCCACCCGCACCGACGAGGGUCAAGCCCUCGCCAAAGCCUUCGGCGGGACGCCCAGGUUCCACGAAAAGACGAAUUUCCCUCAGUACCACCAGCGUCAUGCUCUCUAGUGAUAGCGAGCCCGACGAAGCUCAUCCCCCCGCCAAGAUCCCCACCUCCUCCACCUCUUCCUCCUCCUCUGCUCCGCUCAAACCCGCUAUUGAGAUAGCAUCCGAGUCACCGAGGUCCGUGAGUUCCGACAAAAGUGCCAGUAAAAAAUCGUCAUCCAAUCGACCUCCUCGAGCUUCGGUCGGCGACCCCGACGAGUCCAACAGCCCUGUCACUAACAAUACGUCCAAGGUCAAGUCACGGGCUAUGAGCCGCAUCUUCAUGAGCCGCUCCAAAUCCACCACCGGCACGGGGGGCAAAGGGGGAAAAGGAGGUAAAGGCGGAAUCACCGUGGAGCGGAAAACCGUACCUGAUGCGGGCGAUGCCGCCAAUAGCAGCGAUGGGGGCGAGGUCAAGAGCUAUCCGGCUCCCAUUUGGGGUGCCAAUGGGCGGCCAUCAAUCCUUUGUCAGAUCCCGCUGAAUCUGCUCCCAGCGGACGUGGACUUUCGAGUCAACUUGUACAACAACCAUCACCACCACCACCAUCAUCACCACCAUCACCACCACAAACAUCAACGACCACACCUCCAAACCCCACAACAAAACAGCCACUCCAAACGGAAAAGGAGUCGUCGCCAUAGCGGUGAAUCCGUGUCUUCCAGCACGAGUAGCAAGCAUUCAUUCAGGUCCACCACGUCGAGCAAGAGCAGUAGCCAUAAGCGAACCAAACAGCCCCACCCCAGCGAGUCAGCCACGCCUCAUAAGCGGGUCAAACUGGACGAGACGCCCACCUCAACCUCCGGCUCAUCAUCGUCCAUGACCUUAGCCACGACCAGUGCACACAAGAUCGAUUUUCCGGGCCCCGCUUCUACCAAUCACAUCCCGUCAGCCAAGGUAGAGCCCAUGUCGAAUCCUAGUCCGUCGGACGCCCAUUCCAAACCGAAAGCCACGGUCGCUCCCACGCCCAAUAACAACUCGGGCGUGUCAGGCAAUGGGGGAUCGAACGCCCCUUGGCCCAACAAAAUGAUGCCACCUCCGUCCAAGGUGUUCUUCUCGUAUCUGGAGAAGAGUCGAGACGAGGAAGACGAGCAGGAGGAAGACUACAAUGCUUACAUGAUGGAGGCCAAGAAACUCAAGCACGAGGCUGACCGCGAACCCGAGCAAGGCCGACAAGCCAUGAUCUAUCUCAAAGCGGUGUUGUUCUUCAGCUUGUGUGGCAACUACAAUGAAAACAAAGGGGAUAAGGUGUCAGGAUUCACCAUGUACAAGGAGACGUUGAACCUCAUCAGGCAUGUUUUUCGACCGUUCCGAAAUUCCGAAUUCGGCAAUUUCGAUAAUAAGCUGGCUGUAUUAAGUCUGAGGUGCCAAUCACUGCUGUACCUCAAGUUGUACAAACUUCGUCGCCACGAGCUGAAAGAGUGCCAAAAGAUCAUCGGCGAUCAUAUUCAAAAAGCCACGGCCUCCCAGCAAAACUCACCCGUAGGAACCAAUGGCAACUCCAGUGGAAACACGGGUAAUGGGGCGGGUGGAGCCAACGCCAUUUCGCCCACGCCCAGUCCGGCUGGCUCUGAAGGUUCCGUGUGCAGCAAGAGCAGCGGAUACACAUCCUCCGGUGAGGUGACCAAUUCUAGCACUGGGCGUUACACCGGGGUGCUCACUCCUCCCACCAAUCCUCCUCCAUGCCUGUCCGUGCCUCAAUCCGUGAUGCAGAAACAGCACCAAUAUUGCAAUUAUGUCAGCCAGUGCCAUGAAUUGUGGGAGAUGGCUGAUCUCUACACUCAACGAGGUCAAUGUGAAGAUUUUAUCAUCAAUCUUGAUCGUAUGUGCGGACCCCUGACUCUGCACAGCUCCCUCAAGGAUCUCGUGAACUACACCCGAAUUGGCCUUGACUACCUCUCCAAGGAGCCCUUGAGCACGAGCACUUACUAGGCGAUCAUUACUGAAAGAAUACUCAACACAAUCACGAAUUCAUCUUGAAAUGGGCGGCCCACGGCCGAGAAUCAACCAAAAUAUCAUUCUUAUCUCUAUUUUUCCUAUGUAUUGAGGAACAUUUCUGGAAUAUGAACCCAUUAUAAAUUGUCUCCCAUGAACGGAUUGUAUUUACCCACGGGCACAAAAUGUGUCCUUUCUUCCAAUCAGUUGUGCUCUUGGCUCCCCUUACUCACUCUCAAAUCACUCAAAUGCACUCCCCGGACAAACAAUUUUGAUGGCCCUGUAAGCAUCUGUGAUAGACGAUAUCUUCUUUUGAGCUCGCUUAGAGAGCCAUCAUCCCCAUUCGUGUCACAAAGAAUGAACCAUCACCGUUUCUUCAUAGCUUCAAUUGUAGAUCAUUGUCAUAUAUCCCGAAUUAGUUGAAAUUCCCACAGUUGACGAUUGUCAGAGCAAAACUUAACAGAAAGAAGAAAAAAAACCAUACGAACUUGACCCUCAAAAUUUGACGACUUGGUUGCCCCCUCAAUCCAAAUCCCGGAUGGACGGCCUGAAAAUUACUGCCUUCAAGUAGUUACGAAGGCCUUCUUGACGAUAUCAGUCUUCGCCAGAUUAAAAGAAACACGCAAGGGCUGGCUGGGUCCAUUAGAGAAAUUAGAGUAUUUUCACAGAUUUAUUGUAAAUAACGAACAGUCCUACCCCAUCCUCCCAUAAGCCCUCCUUCGUCGAAACCAAUCCAUUAAAAGUGCGAGAUCCAUGAUGAAUUGAAAAGAUCUAAUUGCUAUAUAAACAUUUGUCACACAACAACUGCAACAAAAACAGAAACGUACACAAGCAUUCUUAUGAAGAAUUGAGAUGACGGGAAGAAGGCCAGAACAAAAGAAACUAAACAACCCAUGUGCUUUACGACGAAUUUCCGUGGCCAUUCCUCACGAUCAACCGAUUGUCCAUCCAUUUUUGCAAGGAUUUCCUAUUCUGAAUACUUCGAUAUCUCAAUUCAAAUGACCCCCAAAGCAUCAUCAUUUACUCUUACAACUAUAAUUAUUACCAUUAUGCUAUCAUAAGAGCUCGUACACUACUGUACACUUCAACGUACUGCGUAAGGGAGUAAAAUAAACGGUUAAAGGAAA